CACACGGCCACCGUAGGGGACGGUAUCAAGCUCGCGUUGCAUUGUGGGAAACUUGCCGACAGUAAUCAUGGCGGAUCCCUUCGGAGACGGUCUCUUCAGCGUGUUUGACGACGAACAGCAACCUACUUCGAGUAAAAAGCCACCGUCCUCGACUGCUCUAGUAACAGGGAAAGCAGCGGGUCAAAAUAACGACAGCGAUGUUCGCCAGGCCACCAAGACCAAGAGGGAGCAGGACAGUGACGGAGGAGAGGAGCUGGGCUUGGGGAAGAAGCCUCGCAUUGACACCGUCUCUGCUAAUGACAUAAACCUUGCAGAAUUUAUGCCCCAAGUCAAAGUGGAGCAAGUGGAGACGGUGGAAGGUUGUUCACAUGAGGUUGCGUUACCUUCCAGUGAUGAAUACAAACCUCUCAAACCUCGAGUAGGGAAGGCGGCCAAGGAGUACCCUUUUAUUCUGGACCCGUUCCAGCGUGAGGCCAUCUUGUGCAUUGACAACAACCAGUCUGUGCUCGUCUCUGCCCACACCUCAGCUGGAAAGACCGUCUGCGCAGAGUACGCCAUUGCGCUUGCCCUCAGGGAGAAGCAGCGAGUGAUCUUCACCAGCCCCAUUAAGGCUCUGUCUAAUCAGAAGUACAGAGAGAUGUACGAAGAGUUCCAGGAUGUGGGAUUGAUGACUGGUGACGUUACCAUCAAUCCCACCGCCUCCUGUCUCGUCAUGACAACAGAGAUCCUGAGGAGCAUGCUGUACCGCGGCUCGGAGAUCAUGAGGGAAGUGGCGUGGGUCGUCUUUGACGAGAUCCAUUACAUGAGAGACGCGGAGCGUGGCGUCGUGUGGGAGGAGACCAUCAUCCUGCUCCCUGACAACGUGCAUUACGUCUUCCUGUCGGCCACCAUCCCCAACGCCAGACAGUUUGCAGAGUGGAUAUGUCACCUUCACAAACAGCCAUGCCAUGUGGUCUACACAGACUACCGUCCCACCCCGCUGCAACACUAUAUAUUUCCAGCAGGGGGCGAUGGACUCCACCUUGUGGUGGAUGAAAACGGAGACUUCCGGGAAGACAACUUCAACACAGCCAUGCAAGUUUUAAGAGACACUGGGGAUUCCGGGAGCAACACUGGGGCCAAGUGGGACCCGAAAGGACGCAAAGGGGGAACAAAAGGUCCUUCCAGUGUUUUCAAGAUAGUUAAAAUGAUCAUGGAGAGGAACUUCCAGCCCGUCAUCAUCUUCAGCUUCAGUAAGAAAGAAUGCGAGGCCUACGCUCUGCAGGUGGCCAAACUGGACUUCAACAAGGAUGAAGAGAAGCGACUGGUGGAGGAAGUGUUCAACAACGCAGUGGACUGUCUAUCAGAUGAAGACAAGAAGCUUCCACAGGUGGAGCACGUACUGCCGCUUUUGAAGAGAGGGAUCGGAAUCCAUCAUGGAGGUCUGCUGCCCAUCCUAAAGGAAACCAUUGAAAUUCUCUUCUCCGAAGGCCUGCUGAAGGCCCUGUUUGCAACAGAGACCUUCGCCAUGGGCAUCAACAUGCCAGCGCGCACUGUGCUCUUCACCAGCGCCCGCAAGUUUGAUGGCAAGAAUCACCGUUUUAUUACCUCAGGUGAGUACAUCCAGAUGUCAGGGCGUGCGGGCAGAAGAGGAAUGGACGACCGAGGCAUCGUUAUCUUCAUGGUGGACGAGAAGAUGAGCCCGUCUGUGGGCAAACAGCUCCUGAAGGGCUCAGCAGAUCCUCUCAACAGCGCCUUCCACCUGACCUACAACAUGGUGCUCAAUCUGCUGCGUGUGGAGGAGAUCAACCCCGAGUACAUGCUGGAGAAGUCCUUCUACCAGUUCCAACACUACCGAGCGCUGCCGGGCGUCGUGGAACGGAUCAAGAAGCUGGAGAAGGAGUACCACAGCAUCGAGAUCCCCAACGAGGACACCGUGGUCACCUACUUUAAAAUCCGCCAGCAGCUGGCCAAACUGGGCAAAGAGAUCCAAGAAUUCAUCCACAAACCCAAAUACUGUUUGCCCUUCCUGCAGCCGGGGAGGCUCAUCAAGGUCCAAAGUGAAGACGCCGACUUUGGUUGGGGGGUGGUGGUCAACUUCUGCAAAAAGUCCAACGUAAAGGUCAGCACCGACUCCGAGCCGCUCUUCGUGGUGGAGGCGUUGCUGCACUGCAGUAAAGACAGCGUCAAGGAGGCGGCCACCGAGGCGGCCAAACCCGCCCCUCCAGGCCAGGUUGGGGAGAUGCAGGUGGUCCCGGUGAUGCUGCACCUGCUCACGUCCAUCAGUUCUGUCCGUCUUUACAUCCCCAAAGACCUGAGACCUUUCGACAACCGCCAGCUGAUGCUCAAGUCCAUUCAGGAGGUCCAGAAGCGUUUCCCAGACGGCGUUCCUCUCCUGGACCCCAUCGACGACAUGGGCAUCAAAGAUCCGGGAUUGAAGAAGGUCAUUCAGAAAGUGGAGGCCUUUGAGCACCGCAUGUACUCUCACCCGCUGCACAGCGACCCCGACCUGGAAGCGGUCUACUCUCUCUGUGAGAAGAAAGCCGUGCUGGCCGCAGACGUGCGCAUGGCCAAGCGCGAGCUGAAGAAAGCUCGCACCGUCCUGCAGAUGGACAAACUCAAGUGCAGGAAGCGAGUCCUGCGACGCCUCGGCUUUGCCAGCCCCUCCGACGUCAUCGAAAUGAAGGGGCGGGUUGCGUGUGAAAUCAGCAGCGCCGACGAGCUCCUGCUGACAGAGAUGGUGUUCAACGGCCUCUUCAACGACCUCACAGUGGAACAAUCCACCGCGCUGCUGUCCUGCUUCGUCUUCCAGGAGAACGCUAGCGAGUUGCCAAAACUAACGGAACAACUUGCGGCGCCUCUCCGGCAAAUGCAGGAGUGUGCCAAGCGCAUCGCCAAGGUGUCCGCGGACGCCAAGCUGGAAGUGGACGAGGACUCGUACCUGGGCCAGUUCAAGCCUCACCUCAUGGACGUGGUGUACGCGUGGGCCAACGGUGCCACCUUCGCCCAGAUUUGCAAGAUGACCGACGUCUUUGAAGGAAGUAUCAUUCGCUGCAUGCGCCGCCUUGAGGAGGUGCUUAGGCAAAUGUGCUCAGCCGCCAAAGCUAUCGGCAACACGGAGCUGGAGAACAAGUUUGCCGAAGGAAUAACCAAGAUCAAGAGGGACAUCGUCUUUGCUGCUAGUCUCUACUUGUAAGGAGACCCUUGUUGAACAGACGCCAUCAUCCAUUUGUGUGAUCACAGCUUGAAUGGACCCAAUUGCCCUUGAAUGCAGCUCGUCACAUGACCUCUGGACCACAGCCUCGUUUUAAAAUGAUUUGAUUUGAAAGCUUCACUAUCAGUCAUUUCAUUAAGCCGUUCAAGUUUUUUUUUUAAAUCAUGCUUCAAGGAAAAAUUACACGUUUUGUUAGUGUUAAUAAGUGAAAUGGCUUUAUUUUUCCUUUUCUUGUUUUAGACAUUUGUACAUAUUUAACUUUUUUCAAUAAAAGUCUGUAUGCUAAACAGAUGACAUACAGAUGAGACAAACAUACAUAGUGGU
Messenger RNA from Doryrhamphus excisus (bluestripe pipefish), 3517 nucleotides. Lineage: Eukaryota; Metazoa; Chordata; Actinopteri; Syngnathiformes; Syngnathidae. The record is from RefSeq and is a predicted model, not a curated record.